Messenger RNA from Phytophthora nicotianae INRA-310, 2604 nucleotides. RefSeq lists its product as hypothetical. NCBI's taxonomy places the organism in Eukaryota, Oomycota, Peronosporomycetes, Peronosporales, Peronosporaceae. Bases 20 to 2284 code for a protein of 754 amino acids. The transcript has a single exon. The record is from RefSeq and is a predicted model, not a curated record.
AGCUAUUCGUGUCACGCCGAUGCUCAAGCCUCGAUCGCGCAGCUUGGCGCUGCUAGCACAGGUGCUGCGACGCUCGUCGACGGAACCAAAUGUCCCUGCCUUGUUGAACGCGUCUUGGACCGUCAUAAACCCGCAGAUACCGCACCGAAACUCGUCCUUUGUGCCGCAGGGCGUUUUGGAUGGGCAACAGAAGCCUAACAAGAGACCAUCCUUCGCCAUCGCCGCCGCCUUUGAGGGGCACGAGGAUCUGGAAGAUGAUGAAGAACCCAUUCAUUUAUACGGACACGAGGAAGAACAUGAAGACCCGGAGGAGGAGCGUGCGCGCGUCCUUAAAGAGCAAUUUCAACGCGGCAUGGAGAAGAAAAAGCUCUGGAUGCAGUCGCUGGCCACACAGAACCUCUACACAGCCAUCGUCAAGAGUGUUGCUGACUGCUAUGCACCACUUUACGCAGUCAUGGGGCUGGAAGGCAAAUGCCCUUUGCUUGCGGUAGCUAGGGACGAGGCCAAGGAUGAGCACGAGCUUAAGACCCAGUACCAGCCGCUGCGCUUCGACGACAUGCUGACUAAAGCUACGGAGCAGGAGGCUCUGGCCCUGCUAGUCAUUGCCCAGCAACCGUUGCUGGCGCUGACUAUCGUUGAACACCGGGACAAGCUCUCCCUAGAACUUGCGAGACGCUCGAAAGCAGGAAUGGGCGUCGUACUACCAGGGGCGAACACUAUGGAGGACGAGAACGUUGUGGCAUUGGGCAGUCACCUCCGUAUGUUCUACUCGUGGGCAACAAGUGUCUACGCUAUGUGUGGUAAGACUUACUACUCCAAGUUGUUCGACAUCUACAAACGCGCGCAAGACGCCGGCGUGUAUGUGACAGCGAAUAUGAACGUCCAGUACUUAUCGGCGUUGAUCGAGGAGAAACGAUACGACGAAGUGUUUGAAUUUUACGAAACAGUCACUAGGGAUAAUCUUCCGACGUCGGUCUUCUUCUAUAGACAACUGCUGUAUGCAGUAUCUAUGACGCGCAACGUCGAGCUUUUGGACGGGAUUUUGGAAGAUAUGCGUAUCAAGGGCUUCAAGCUGCGUGCCGACGACUAUUUGCGUGCCAUUCGCACGUAUGACGACGAGUAUUUCCUUACUGAGACGAAGCCAAGCGAAAAACACGGGGCGAACAAAAGAUACCAAGGUGAACCCAAGACAGAGGAGCAGGAACCCGUGGUGACCACACCCAGAGAAUCAUACGGCACGUGCUUAAGGCGGAUUCAAGAGCAAGAGGAUCACCCAGAGCGCUUCGAGAAGCUUGUCGAAGCCGCUCACGGCGUGUUGGCGCUGUUCGAUACAAUGGUGGACAUUGAUGGCCUGGCCCCGAGACACGAGCAUCUGUUUCCACGUGUGAUCACAGCGGCCGUGUACGCCCAGGAAUGCGAGCGCGUCCCUGAACUCCUGGCUCUGCAUGCUGAGCAUGCUGACGACCCCCUCCACUAUGCAGGUGUCCGUAUGGCUGUAAACGCGCUCUUGUUGCUCGAUAAACCUACCGAGGCGUGGGGUUUGAUUCGCGAGACGAACCCGCAGCUUAAGCCUCAUCGUUACGCGCUGGUGACCAACAUUCUCGACUACUUGUGCUUGAAGAAACGCGGUGGAGACAUCAUCACUCUGAUGCACGAUGUGGAUAAACUGGAAGUGCGGGGCGUAUUCACCGUUGCCUUGAUCAAACGAUUGGUGCCUACACUUUGCCGCAGCGACAGCGUUAGUGACGAGAAGUUACUGGAGACCAUGACGCACUUUAACGAAGUCUUCCGCUUGUCUAGCGAACCUCAUUUCGGCCAAUUCCUUCGUAAAUGCUGUUAUUACGGACGGCUGGAGGUCGUAAAAACUGCUCUAAAGCAGUGGUUGGCCACCUCAAGCAACAAGCAUCCGUUAAACGGACCUCUUGGUCUUAAACUCCUCGAGGCGUUUGAGGGCGAGUCUGACUGGGAAUACAUGGCCGAAGUGUUCGAGUUGAUCGAUUUCUCUCUAACUCGAGAUGAAGAUAACCGCAAGGCUAUCGUGGCCUGUAUUUCGCGCGCCUACGAAGCUCUCGGUCAACCUGAACGCGUAAAGCGAGCAGAGUGCGUAUCGGCCGUAGCCGAGAAACUCCAGAAGCAAUUGCGACAACGCAAGUCAAUGAAGCAGCAGCAGAAGAAAAACUAUGAGCCCAAACGAUCUGGUAGAACGGGUGAUACUCAAAAUGUCCCAACCUCUUCAAGACCGACGAUGAUUGACGGUAUCCCCGUCCUUUCCUCGUCCUCAUAGAUCACGAUAAUGCAGAAUCGAGCACUUGUCAGGUACAGAUGGAGUGUGUUUGUUGGGUAAAUUAGUAUCGAUGAUACAUUGGACAAAGCAUGCCAACUACAGCACAUUUCGGUUCCCAGGAAGUGGCUUGGUCAAGCGGACUGGGAGAGGAAUACGCGGUGGAGUAGUCAACAACAGGCAAGAAGCUCGCACGCGAAAGAGUCUCAGUGUCACCAGUAGCAUUUUCCAAUUUAGCGAUGGGUCAUCCAUUCGAAGAACUCAAAAGAACGUGUAGCACGAAGUGCAUUUGUCUAAAACCAGGAUCCUGGUCUAUCGGAAAC